Biomphalaria glabrata is the source of this 1202-nucleotide messenger RNA. RefSeq lists its product as uncharacterized. The record is from RefSeq and is a predicted model, not a curated record. The coding region runs from base 89 to 811 and encodes 240 amino acids. NCBI's taxonomy places the organism in Eukaryota, Metazoa, Mollusca, Gastropoda, Planorbidae. The transcript is spliced from 9 exons.
AGAUGAUCAAUAGUGCGGAAAUGCAAAUGUUUAGUGCAGUACACAGUACUACAGAAAUAGCAACCACAGCCAUCAGUAGUUUGCCAAGAUGAAUCGAGAGCUGUCAUCAUUGGUUUGUUUCAAGAAGGAAGAUGCCAAGUCCUACGCCAGAAACAACCAGUCACUUAAUGUUCCAACCUUUGCCUGUCCCAGGGAGAUCUUCAAGAACAGGCUGACCAAGUUCUACACUAUCAAGACACAGAAUGAGACUCACGUUCAGUUCGACUGCCUCCUCAACUUCCACCUCAAGUCCGGCAGCUAUUUGAGUCGUUGUGUCAACGGGACGUGGUCAGGAGAGGAGCCCAUUUGUGAAGUGGACUAUUACAAAGAUCGUAUUCGGCUGAGCUCCAUGAUAAUCAUACUCUGUCUUUUUGUAUCUUUAUUAUUCCUGGGAUCUGAUUUUUGUAUGUUUAUGAAAAAAAGACUUGAAAUUCGCCAAGAGCACGCCAGGGUCCGUGCAUUUCAGAUCAACAGAAUGUUGCAGUAUGAUAACCUGCGCUGUUCAGCCUACCCCAACUAUGGCCUCAAUGAUAUUAAACUCUAUAUCCCAGAGUUGCAGCAGUUCAUCGGCAUUAAACAUAAAGAUUACAAGCGUGAGCAGACACGCGCCAGUCAAUCGAGCGACGUGAGUGCCGCUGUAUACGACGAAGAGUAUUUUCAAGGGCGCUCAGCUUCCCGUGUGCAAACAGAUGAUAGAAGACAAGACAAGUUCACUCGUGGUUUAUUCUUAUUUCGAAUGAGAUCAAGAAAGAGCUCUAGUGGCCCAAGUUAAUGCCUUGAAGAGAGUACUUGGCCGAACUUGACGAUAGUACGGUACUUGGCCAAACUGGAAGAUAGUACUUGGUCUAACUGGAAGAGAAACAACGUGGCCUAUACUGAUCUACGAUGUUGAGCACUUACAUAAAUAUUUACCAUAGUAUAGAAUAGUUUGUCAAUCAGGAUAUUGAAUCUUAUUGAGCUAGAUCGAAACUUUACAAACGUUUCUACCAUCACAUCGCAAUAACACAUCCAACACAACGCUGUUGUCACAGAUUUAUGUUCAUCACAAUCAUUUAUUGAUCGAGAAAUACAACUGAUAAACGAUAUUUGUAGUGAGACUAUCUCAGAGAAUCAUUUUUAAAAUGUAUAUAUUUAUUUAAAAAGAAGAAAAUAAAAGUAUACCA